Messenger RNA from Choloepus didactylus (southern two-toed sloth), 881 nucleotides. RefSeq names its product trimeric intracellular cation channel type B-like. Gene Ontology annotation, molecular function: potassium channel activity; identical protein binding. NCBI's taxonomy places the organism in Eukaryota, Metazoa, Chordata, Mammalia, Pilosa, Megalonychidae. The transcript has a single exon. Gene Ontology annotation, cellular component: membrane. The record is from RefSeq and is a predicted model, not a curated record. Gene Ontology annotation, biological process: potassium ion transmembrane transport. The coding region runs from base 20 to 544 and encodes 174 amino acids.
GCCGUGGUGGGUCGUCGUCAUGGCCUCUGUGUGGGACGAACUGACUCUUGCCUUCUCCCGCACGUCCAUGUUUCCCUUCUUUGACGUUGCCCACUAUCUGGUGUCCCUGAUGGCGAUGAGGCAUCAGCCGGGAGCAGAGGCAGUGGCAUUGAAGAAUCCUCUUUCAAGCUGGUUUACUGCUAUGCUCCACUGUUUUGGUGGAGGAAUUUUAUCCUGUAUACUGCUUGCAGAGCCUCCUUUGAGACUUCUUGCAGACUACACUAAUAUAUUACUGGCAACUUCAAUCUGGUAUGUUGCAUUUUUUUGCCCAUGUGACCUAGUUUUCCAGGGCUAUUCUUUCCUACCUGUUCAACUCUUGGCUGCAGGAAUGAAGGAAGUGACCAGAACUUGGAAAAUAGCAGGUGGAGUCACUGAUGAUAGCUAUUACAAAAAUGGCUGGAUAGUCAUGAUAGCUGUUGGAUGGGCCCGAGGUGCAGGUGGUAGCGUUGUCACAAAUUUUGAACAGUUGGUGAAAGGAAGUUGGAAACCGGAAACUGAAGAAUGACUGAAAUGGUCCUAAUAGCCAUGAUGCUUACAAAGACUUCCGUUUCGCCUUUUGCUUGUUUUGAGGAUACAUUGGGUCGGAUAUUCUUUGGCAGGCAGCAACAGUUGUCACCAUGUGGGAAGAAAACUGAAGUUAAAUCAUCCUUUAAUGGCACUGGUUCAUCUACCUCAAAACCUACAGUUGAUGCUUCAGAUAAAGUUAAAAAGAAACACACUAAGAAGACUGAGUAAAUUUACUUGGUGAGCUCCAGAAGGAAAAAAAAUUUCUCAUCUACCUGUCAGAUUGUGAUAAAUAUUUCUAUGUAAAUGAUGUGAAAUACAGAUUAUAUGUAAGAAAU